GUGUCGGAAACUAGUUGCUAAGCAGUAACCUCGCUAACGAGCAGGCUAGUCGUUUCCAGAAGUGGUAGGUGACCAACCGUUAGCCUAGCACGAGCCAUCUGCUUCGAGCUAACCGUUGGAAACAGUUGGGUGGGACGGACAUCUCUGUAGUUAACACGAUUAAAAUGCAUGAUUUUCUGAUUUUCAUAUAACAUUUUAAAUGCUAUAUCUUAAAGAGUAUGGUGUACUUAUGUCGUAUUCUAAGUAGCAUCUUGGUCAAGUGUCUGAGUAGCUUUUACGAUAUUAAAUAACUUCAUUCAAUUCUCGUGACACUGUUGCUGUAAACACUCAUGGUUUGCCCUUCCUGGCACACGAGCCAAUUGAAUCGCUGAAUCAUUUGAUUGACAUAACUCUCAUCCAAUAGCAACUCCGCAACAAAUAUGAUGGCUCUCUCGGCGGUGUUCGACACUGCGGGCGUCUCUUUCCGGCGCAGUACGCUGGGAUGCUGAUGCUGAGGACCCUAGCUGAUCUGUAGCAUCAUUGCAUCUCAAUGUUUCUCGACAUGUUGUUUUGUCUGAGAUUGCAGCACUGUGUUGACCUCUGUCUGUGCGGCCUACUGUUGUUUUUAGCGGGGCUGCAGCAGGUGGAAGCAGCCGCCGCCGCUGAGAUGUCCAACUUGAACUGGAAGCCGUUCAUCUACGGAGGGAUGGCCUCGAUUGUCGCAGAAUUCGGGACAUUCCCCAUCGACCUGACUAAGACACGGCUACAGGUCCAGGGUCAGUCCCAGUAUACAGAGGUGCGCUACAGAGGCAUGUUCCACGCCCUCUUCAGAAUUGGCAAGGAGGAGGGCAUCCGGGCGCUCUACUCUGGGAUUUCUCCCGCCCUGUUGAGACAAGCUUCUUAUGGGACAAUCAAGAUAGGAACCUACAAUUCUCUGAAGAGGCUGUUUGUCAGUCGCCCAGAAGACGAGACCAUGGUCAUCAACGUCUUCUGUGGCGUCGUGUCUGGAGUCCUGUCCUCCUCCCUGGCCAAUCCCACGGACGUCCUCAAGAUCAGAAUGCAGGCGCAGGGCAGUCUGCUCCAAGGCAGCAUGAUGUCCAACUUCAUCAACAUCUACCAGACAGAGGGCACCAGAGGGCUGUGGAGAGGUGUCAUUCCCACAGCACAGCGAGCAGCCAUUGUCGUCGGGGUAGAACUUCCUGUCUAUGACAUAACGAAGAAGCACCUCCUUCGCUCUGGUGUCAUGGGAGACACCAUUUUGACACAUUUCAUUUCAAGUUUCACGUGUGGCUUGGCGGGGGCGCUGGCUUCCAACCCCGUAGAUGUGGUUCGAACCCGUAUGAUGAACCAGCGAGUUUUGUCAGGAGGCCCCUUGUACAAAGGGACACUGGACGGCGUGAUGCAGACGUGGAAGAACGAGGGCUUCUUCGCUCUCUAUAAGGGAUUCUGGCCUAACUGGCUGCGACUGGGGCCUUGGAACAUCAUCUUCUUCAUCACCUUCGAGCAGCUGAAGAAGCUCCCGUUUUAACGCGAGCGAGGAAGCGGGACUGCACAGAUCUGCCAGACUGUGUCGGGCAUAAGUGGGGUGUGAAGCACGGCAGCACCUGGAGUUUUGGCACCAGUAUAUUCACACUCCCUACCAUACCCUACCAUACCAAUGAUACAAUACAGUAUCAGUCACCUGCCCAUGCUUAUCCAAAUCUUUUUUUUUUUUUUGCAACAUGUUUUAUUUAUGGUCACUGAUUCUGUUCAACCACCUUUGACUCUCCCCAGGCAGCUAAAUGUUUGGUUGUAGCAGAAAACUGGAAGUUUGGAUGAAUUAGGUUUAUGUCCUUUAGCAGGUGUGACAGGUGGAGUUUUCCACUGUGAAUUGAAUGAGUGGAAUCUGAACUUAAAAGAUAAACAGAGAAGAGAAGAAACUUGUGAUUGUAUUAUCAGGAUUCCUACACAGAUCUGGAAAAACAUGGGGGAAAAUUAUUUAUUAAUAGGGCUGGAAAAAUAUAAAUGGAAAAGCUGUUUUUUUUUGUGUGUGGGAACCCUGUCUUUUAAGCACAUAGACAUUGCAUGAAAAGUGUCGGGAAAGCUAUUACUGUAGAUUUAACUGUUGAAUGUUGAGGCUGUUACAGGUAGUUAAUGUGCAGAGAUAAGACUGGACAGGAAUAAUGCUCAACAGCACUCCACAUGAAUUAUUGAAAAUAAAAUUCAGCGAUAUGUUGUGAUCUUUGGUUUAGUAAAGUGUCAAAAAAAAAAAAAAAGGUGCCACAAAGCCUCUGAAAUUUCACAAAGCAGUUUCGAUCUCAAAGUGGGUCAGUUGCCAGAAAAUCAUUCAACACAUGAAGUUUCUGUAUAAAUUUACAACUGAAGAAAAAAAUGUUUUUCCUUUUUUUUUAAAUUUAUUUAUCAUUUGUUAGGAUCAGAUAUGAUCCACUGAAGUUUUACUUGAAACAACCAGAGAUCAGAACCAAAGCCUCUUAAUAAGAGAGCGCAACCAAAACCAAAAUAUUCAAUCCAGAUCAAUAAAUCCUAACGACGGUGUUUUUUUGGUUUAUUUUUCCGUUUUGUUUGCCUCCAGUCUGCUGCAGCAUUAGGAAAUAGAGUAAAGAGACUACAUAUUGUAAAUGGCUGUACAGACUCAUUCACACAUAGAGGUGGAUGUACUAUUUUAUCGCAGGCAUGUCCGGCUCUACGUAUGAUGCCUUGUUCCGCUAUUUUUAAUGUUGUGCACCUGGUUUGAGGUCAAGUCAUGGCAUGAAUAGAAAACAGGCAGCUGGUGUGGAUAAAAAGAGGGAAAAGUGGGCCAAAAUGUGUUUCUACCAAACUUGGUUUUGUUUGCAGCUUCUUUUAGUCCUUUAUAAAUAUUGAUUUUUACAGGAGAAAAUCUUUGCUGGAAAGUAUUUGAAAGUUUGUGUAGUUAGAAUACAUGACCUGUUUGGGACUGAGAACAACAAAUUGAUAUUGCUGAAUCAUAACUCCACCCAUGUAAAAACAAACAAACAAACAAACAAAAACAGACUGAAUGCAUUUGUUAUCUUUAAUUCUUCAUGGGAAUCUGUAAAUGAUAUCGCGGCAGUAAUCUUUAGAAAUUCUAGGAAUUAUUUACAAAUAUUUAUUUUCCCUUGUUUGACUUGCACAGUACAGUAGUACAGCUUCUUUUAUGUCAAAUAUUUUAUUUUUCAUUUAUAGUACUUUAGAUUUGUUUUACAAGUUGAAGAUAUUCCUUUUUUUUUUUUGUCAACACCACUUUUUUUUUUUUUUAGGCGGUUGGCCAAAACUUUUCCAUCCUCAAUCAGAUGGAUAUCCCAAAAUGAUCUUGCGAUUGAGAAGAGGAGUCUCUCCUCUGUUGUAAUGAUGCAAACGUGCUGGAUUCUAUAACUGAUGUACAUUAUAGAUAUUUUAUGAUGUAUAGCUUGAACAGCACUGACAACCUGCACUUCUACGUACACUGCUGUAGGCAACGUUUCUGUCUUGGCUCACCUUUAAAGGUCAUAUUUCAUCCAUACUUGUGUACAAUCCCCUGCUUACUCGCUACAUUCCCCCAUAGUGCUUUCACAUACAUGUAGGUAUAUUUUUGUGAUUUUGUGAAUCAAGUUUUUCCCUCUGGCUUCCUCGUGCUUUUGAUGAAAAACACACGUAUGGUGUCCUUUUGCCUUGAAAUGAAUCAGUGGUCAUUGCAGCUGCAGAAAUCUCACAAAUGGCCUUUUAUUCCAUUGAUCCUGCCGAAUCCAAAAUGAAACCCAUAAUCUGUCCUUAUAUAAACGCUAUCUCUAAUAUCCAAGUUGAAAAGGGGAGUAAAAUGUGUAUUUCCAAGUUAUUUUUUUCUUCUCCUUGAGCUAGAACUUUGGUUUCUUCAAUCUUUGCAUUUUUAAGUGUACUUCAUUUUAACAUUUUCAGCGUGAAUGUGCAGAAUAUACUCAAAACACAGUUAGAAUACAGUGUGCGCUUUGAGUCGAGCUGGUUUUAGAGGUCUCUUUAGGUUUUGAGUGUUGGACUCCUGUUGUUGGAACAUGUGUGUGUGUGUGUGUCUGGCGUUCCCGGUGUGCUUCUGCCUUUUUUUUUUUUAAUGAGCUUUGUGUGAAGAUAUUUGAACACAGCCCCUGGAGUCCUGGGAGAGAUGCACUGUUACAGCCUUAUAUUAAUAAUCUGUGAUAAUGUUGCACCUCUGCCGAUACCGAUGCCUCAUUAUCAUACCGAGUGUGAGAUAUAUUUUUCUUUAGUUAAAGUCUACAGGUUGUGAUACAGUUCUCGGGUUCAUAUUUCAGUUACAUUUCAGUGCAUUUGUGAAGAGAUGUGUUCAGUUACCUCAGCAGUCGUGCGUUCCUGAGCCAUUUAAACUAUCUGCUGACAGUGAUGCACAGUACUUGUGUACAGAAAAGCAUCGCAAUAUCAACCACUGUGAUACACAAUUCAUCUUUUAACACAUUUACCUUCCUCUGAACUGUGCGUCGAGGGAUUCUGAUCAGGUUUUUUUUUUUUUUUUUUUUUGGAGUUUAAGCUUGUCGAGUGACCACAGAUCGUCAGCAAAGAGUCCGCUGAGUUUCAAGUGAUUUGAUCACAAUCUGAGUGUCGUGGGGUUAAUUUUAGGAAUAUGUCCCCGGCUCAGGCUGAGGUCAGAGGUCAGAUGGAGCUUAAUUUUAGAAUUUUUGGAAGAAAACAGAUUUAACCAGUUUUGUGUUGGUUUUAGUUUUGAAGUGAUCAGUCGACAAAAAUAAUCCACCAAUAACAUUCUCUGGUUCCAGCUUCUCACUUAUCUGUGAUUCAUAUCAUAGGAAAUUGAAUAUCUUUGAGUUUAUAUUGUUACGUAAGUCCGACAAAACAAACACUCGUCUUUGGGCUCUGGGAAAUUCUGAUGAGGCGUUUUCUGACAUUUUAUAGAUAAAUUAUUGAUUGAUUUUAUCCAAAAAUCCACACAGGAUCCACAUUAGGAUGGAGGUUAUUGAACAUUUAGUUUUUGUCUGACUACUUGUUCGUCAACACCGUGUUGACGUGUUACAGUAGUAUCACAACAUGUUUUAAAGGAAUAAAAAGUGAGAUACACAGAGUUUUUUUUUAUACUAACCAACCAACUUUGUGCGCUCGUUUGCACAUUGUAGUGAAUGUAAUCGCUGUUGUGAUACUCGGCCUGGUAAAUGAUGAUAAGACUGAGCUUCUGUCAUGUUUAUAUUUAUGGAAACAUUUCAAGUGUACAACAAAGUUAAGGCAGGAAGAUCAGCACAGGAAGUGGCAGCAGUACAUUUUUUUAAGGUGUCCGGUCACCCAAAUUAUUUACCUCUAAUGCUAUUUUUAGUUGUUUUGGUAAACUGACCCUUUAAAGUACUGAAAAAUCAUGUUCAUGGAAUUAUGAUCAAUCAUGUUCUUUAGAAGAAAGUGUUGUUUUCAGCUGCUCCUCUGCAAAGACAUGUCUGUUCACAUCAUAGCGUGGUGUCUCCCAUUUCUGUUUAAUGUUACAUGAACUGUCCAGCCUUUUUUAAAAACGUCCAAAAGAUCUCUGUUUCUUCUCGUCACUGAUCGUCCCGUAGUUUAACUUUGAUUUGUUUGACUUUGACUGUGAUUGUGUUUGUGUUGUAAAAGUUUUCAUGCCAGCAAAAAUGAUUUUAGAACCAUAUUUGGGAUUUGUUCAUGUUUUUAAGCUUAUGCAAAGUUUUAUCUAUUUUCUAAUUAUCUGAAUUAUUUCAUGUUGACCUGUUUUGACUUUAGAAUGAUUCAUCUACAGUAUUUAUUUGACUCUGUUCAGUGAACCAGAAUGCGCUUUGGCUGAUGCUGCUUUCCAUUGCUGCUUGAAUUGGGG
Molecule: messenger RNA, 5764 nt
Organism: Thunnus maccoyii (southern bluefin tuna)
Lineage: Eukaryota; Metazoa; Chordata; Actinopteri; Scombriformes; Scombridae
Gene: slc25a14
Product: solute carrier family 25 member 14
Exons: 8
Coding region: 530-1507 (325 amino acids)
Biological process (GO): mitochondrial transport
Cellular component (GO): mitochondrial membrane
Source: RefSeq, a predicted model, not a curated record